Molecule: messenger RNA, 2733 nt
Organism: Populus euphratica (Euphrates poplar)
Lineage: Eukaryota; Viridiplantae; Streptophyta; Magnoliopsida; Malpighiales; Salicaceae
Gene: ALE1
Product: PA-domain containing subtilase family protein
Exons: 10
Coding region: 94-2454 (786 amino acids)
Biological process (GO): proteolysis
Molecular function (GO): serine-type endopeptidase activity
Source: RefSeq, a predicted model, not a curated record
UCUUCGAGUUAUGAUGCACUUCUGAUAACUGUCCUUGUCUUUGUUAUUGUUGGUACUUGUUGUGCAGAAGAAAGAUCAGUAUACUUGGUCUUAAUGGAAGAAGAGCCAGUUGCAUUUCGUGGAAGCCAUUUAUGUCAUGAAGGACGAAAAGUACUUGCACUUGACGGUGAAGUUUCCAAGGCUCAUGCAAAGCACUUGGUGGAUUCUCAUGACCACCUUCUGCAAAGCAAUCUAGAAACUGGAAGCUACAACAAGCUCUACAGCUUCAAACACAUUGUUAAUGGCUUUUCUGUUCAUACAACCCCUUCUCAGGCAAACAAAUUAAACGUUGCUCCCGGAGUGAAGCUGGUGGAGAAAGAUAGAGGAGCCAAAUUGAUGACAACAUACACUCCUCAAUUCCUAGGGUUACCUCAAGAAGUUUGGGCAAAGGAAGGAGGAGACAAAAAUGCAGGUGAAGGGAUUGUUAUUGGUUUUGUUGACACAGGAAUCACCCCAAAACAUCCAAGUUUUACUUAUGAUCCCUUGAAUCCUUUCACAUCAAAUAUUUCUCAUUUUUCGGGUGCUUGCGAAACGGGGCCUAGAUUUCCAUCUAGUUCUUGUAAUGGUAAGAUAUUGUCAGCUAGGUACUUCUCAGCUGGGGCUCAAGCAAUUGCUACUCUCAACACUUCAGUGGACUUCCUCUCUCCCUUUGAUGCUGCUGGGCAUGGCAGUCAUGUGGCAUCAAUUGCUGCUGGAAAUGCUGGGGUCCCAGUGAUUGUGGAUGGCUUCUAUUAUGGGCGAGCUAGUGGGAUGGCUCCUCGUGCUCGAAUUGCUGUUUAUAAGGCUGUGUAUCCAACCGUGGGAACUAUAACAGAUGUGGUUGCAGCAAUAGAUCAAGCAACAAUGGAUGGAGUGGACAUAUUAACACUCUCAGUUGGACCAGAUGAACCACCAGAAGAUACCAUUACAUUCUUAAGUGUGUUUGAUGUUUUCAUGUUAUUUGCUCGACGAGCUGGAGUUUUCGUUGCUCAAGCUGCAGGUAACCACGGGCCAGACUUUUCAACUGUUGUGUCUUACAGCCCUUGGGCUGUAGGUGUAGCUGCUUGCAGCACAGACAGAAGUUACCCCGGUUCUCUUCUUCUUGGAAAUGGGCUAAAGGUUGGAGGCGUAGGUUUGUCAGGUCCUACUUUUGGAGAUGGGAAGUUUCUGUGUAAGUUGGUGCUGGCUAAAGAUGCAGUUAGGGUAAAUGGGGCAUUCCCAAGGACUCCAGCAUAUGUUGAAGAAUGUCAAUAUCCAGAGGCAUUGGACCCAAUUAUUGUGCGAGGACGAAUAGUUAUCUGUGUCUUCUCAGCCGGCUUCUAUAAUGGGACGUCAAACAUCAAUGCCAUUAUUGACACAGCAAGAACUCUGGGAUUUAUGGGUUUUGCUUUUGUUGCAAACCCGGCCUACGGUGAUUUCAUUGCAGAACCUAUUCCUUUUGCUGUUUCAGGCAUUAUAAUUCCAAAAGUUGCUGAUGCACAGAUAAUAUCUCAGUACUACGAGCAAAAUAUCCAGAGGGAUGAGAGAGGAUUUGUGAUUCAAUACUGUGCAAGAGCAGCUAUAAGAGAGGGUAGAGUUGCUUCUUUUGUGGGGCAAGCACCUAUUGUCAGCAGAUUCUCUUCCAGGGGGCCAGAUUUUGUUGACAUUAACAGGAAUCCUGCCGAUGUGCUUAAGCCAGACAUUCUUGCCCCAGGACACCAAAUAUGGGCAGCUUGGAGCCCCCUCAGUGCCUUAGAACCCGUACUAACUGGAUACCAUUUUGCACUACUGUCCGGUACAAGUAUGGCAACACCUCAUGCAGUGGGAAUAGCAGCACUUAUCAAGCAAUAUAAUCCUUCGUGGACUCCAUCUAUGAUUGCAUCUGCCAUCUCCACUACUGCUACCAAGUAUGACAAUUAUGGAGAAGUCAUACUAGCAGAAGGAUCUUAUCUUAAUAGCUACUAUCCGUCCACUCAUUUGGAUCGUGGCGCUGGACUUGUGAAUCCUGCUCGUGCUAUUGAUCCAGGCCUUGUCUUACCCGCAGAAUUUGAAGACCACAUAAACUUUUUGUGCUCAUUGCCUGGUAUUGAUUGGUCUGUGAUCAAUGCUGCAACUGGAGAGAGGUGCAGCCGAUUGCUUAGCCAUCCGGCCAACCUGAACCUACCUUCAGUGACGAUAUCAACACUAAGAAGCUCUCUAACAGUCAAGCGGAGUCUGAAGAAUGUAGGCAGCAGACCAGAGACAUACACAUGCUCAGUCAUAUCGCCUAAUGGGACCAUGGUAAACUUGUCUCCAACUUGGUUUAGAAUAGCUCCACAAGAAAUACAAGAUAUUGAGAUACAGUUUCGAGUGAUCAAAGCAGGGGCUGAGUUUAGCUUUGGUGAAAUUGUUCUGACAGGAAGUUUAAAUCAUAUUGUCAGACUACCAUUAUCUGUUUUGCCUAUUUCAACAUCAUAGACAUGGGUUCGAAAUGUAUAAGAAACUAUAUUUGAGGAACAUAAAUUUAUGUUUUACAACGGCUAGACUAAGAAAAUAUAUUUGAGGAACAUAAAUUUAUGUUUUACAGCGGCUAGACUCUAGAGUAAUCCACAAAUCAAAAGCAACAAGAAAUCAGACAUAACCAAUACCUAACAGCAGCUCCUUCUUGUUCACAAACAAUACCAUUGGGUAUUUGGUAUUUAUAAACAAAUACUAAAUUGUGACAAUGUCCUGUCAAGUACCAAGGAUACAGUUCAC